AAAAGCACAUCCCCAAAAACGCACACACACAAAAAAAGCACAUCUCACCUCGAAGACUUGAGCGACCUCAGUACUCGUUUCUCUCUCACCGAACACACGACAAUAUUGAUGGACGAGGAAAACAAUCUUAUGGAAGAAACAGCUCUCAUCGAAGAUUCUUCUGAUGUUGAAUUUGCCUGUUGUGGAGAUCCAAAAGUUGAGCCUCGUGUUGGAGACGAGUUUCAGGCCAAGAUUCCUCCUAUGUUGUCUGCAUCCGAACGUGCAGUGCUUCUUUCAACUCCUCUAGCUUUGGAUGAUCAUUCCUCAUACUCCUUUCUCAUCGGACAACCUGUUCAAGUAACGUGGAUAGACAAACGUCCAAAAGGACAAGCAAAUGGAGAUGAUGAUGAUGUUGACAUGAACCAAUCUUUGAAAUCUUUAAGAUCAAAAAGAAGUCGCUGCUCUGACAAGAAUCCGAAACCCAAGAAGCGGAGACUGAAUCUUGAGGCUGUUCCGGAGUUACCAUCCAGUUCUUGGGAGGACCAUGAGGUGGCUAGCUUUGUUCUUGGUCUUUACACCUUCGGGAAGAACUUCACUCAGGUGAAGAAGUUCAUGGAGAGCAAAGGCACAGGAGAGAUACUGUUGUUUUACUUUGGCAAGUUCUACAACUCAGUUAAGUACCACACCUGGUCUGAUUCACGCAAGAAGCGUAGUCGAAAAUGCGUAUAUGGAAGAAAGCUCUACUCAGGAUGGAGGCAACAGCAGUUGCUGUCCCGUUUGGUUCCUUCUAUCUCUGAUGAAUCUCAGAAACAGAUGCUUGUGAAUGUCUCCAAGUCAUUUGCUGAAGGGAAGAUCACUCUAAAGAAAUACAUAGACGCUAUGAAGGAUCUUGUGGGUCUCAGGCUUCUGGUAGACGCUGUGGCGGUUGGUAAAGGAAAAGAGGAUCUCACGGUUCGGUCAGCAGUACCAGUUAAGACCAACAAACCAUGGUUCACGGUUUCUCCAAAGUCUUCUUCGUUCCCGGGCUUAGGGGCUUACGCUUCACUCACGUCUGCCGACAUAAUAAACCAGUUAAAAGGCAGUUCCCGUCUAAGCAAAGCUCGGUGCAGCGAUAUCUUCUGGGAAGCUGUGUGGCCGCGUUUGCUAGCCAGAGGAUGGCACUCAGAGCAGCCAAAGGACAGAAGCUAUAUUACAUCUAAGGAUAACAUUGUUUUCAUUGUCCCUGGAGUGAAACGGUUCUCGAGAGGGGAACUUGUCAAAGGCGAUCAUUAUUUUGACUCUGUCAGUGACAUUCUAACAAAGGUUGCUUCUGAGCCUGAGCUUCUUGAGUUUGAAACAGGAGGAGGAGGAGAGAUAGUCAACGAAUCCGUUAACUCUUCUGACCAAUCAGAUGAAGAGCUUCGCCCGUCUGAUAGUCAGAGACACCGUUACCUCAAGUCUCCAAGCUCUAGCCGUGGAAACCUGCAAAUGAGAUUCACUGUUGUUGACACUAGUUUAGCCUCUGGAGGGAAACUGUGUGAUUUACGGAAUCUGAAAGUCUCUGAGACAAAGACUGGUUUAGGAGACAAAGAUUCUUCUUCCCUGCCCAGUCAAAAUGUGGAAAUGCCCUCUCUGGAUGCUCCAAUGCGGUUUGUUAUUGUUGAUACGAGUCUAGACCACCGUAAGAAAUGGUCUGGUUUAAGGAGAUGGAAACGUUUACCAAGUGAUGGCAGAAACAAGGAUGAUUCUAGCGUCAAGGAGGAGGAAGAGAGUUUGGAGAGGGUUAAGGAUCCAUCGAAGAGGCUGAUCAAAAAGCAUAGAGCAGAAGACACUAAUCAUCAUUCAGUAAAAUCUGCUCCAUCGUUGAAACGCAGACGGCUCAGUGCUUGCGUAAAGAGGGAGAAGAGCCUUUCAAAAGAGGAUCCUGAAUCAGACAGCUUAAGUUUAUGUGCGGUCCAACACAAGAACAGCACCAUUGAAGAGAUGAAUGAAGACAAAGAGAGAUAUGAAACCGAGUUAUCGGUUGAUUAUAAGAACUUAAAGUCUGAUCAAUCAGAAAAGACUGGAAAUGGACCGUCUUCUGCGGUUGUUGAUACCCAAGAAAUGUCAGAGACCAAACCAAAUGGGUUAUGUUCGGUCUCUGGUGAAGACAACGACUGUUCUCCAGAGGAGAUAAGAACAAGCCAUGAACUCAUUUCAUCAGAACAUCACUCAAACGGGCUCUGUUCAGCAUCAGGCUCAGACAAAGGACGUGUUUCCAUUGAUACGGAACAAGAGCAAGAAGUUGAGCUACAUCAGAAAGCGACCAUUGACCACCCGGUCAAUACUCAAGAACUUGGUUCAUCAGAACAACAAGAAGCUAAUACAGAUGCUCCUAGAAGACACAGCACAAGAAAGCGACCAUUGACCACCAGGGCUCUGGAAGCUCUUGAAUCUUGUUUACUUACAACCGAGAUAAUGGAAACUACGGUUAAACCAAGAAAACGUGAAAGAUCUUCGAGGAAAAAGCACUCAGCUAAAGUGAGUAACAGAACACAGCUUUUGCCAGACAAUGGGAUUGCAGAUAAGGAGCAAAGAGGAGGAGAAGAUGGAAGCAAAGCAACAGCAAGUAACAACCCUUUGGAUCAAAUAGAGGAUACAAAGCCUAGCUUUAUUCAUAAUGGAGCCACAACUGAGAGUAGUAAGCCUCCUCUGGAUCGAAGACAUGAUUCAAAGCCGGCGCUAACUGAACAUCCUAAACUCCCACCCAUUAUUUUAAAGCUUUCGUUAAAGCGUAGCAGAGCUUCAGAGACUUAGAGUCUGAAGAGUUUGGGCGUUGGCUGUGACAGCAUUAGCCUUGCUAUAGACUAAUGUGUACAGAAGUAAAAAGAUUUUUAUAAGGGUUUUAUUACAUACUCUUCUUUGUUCUUCAUUUUUUGUUGGGUUAAAUGUGACGAACAGUACACAACAUAUCCAAGUUUU
Messenger RNA from Brassica rapa (field mustard), 2919 nucleotides. RefSeq lists its product as uncharacterized. Lineage: Eukaryota; Viridiplantae; Streptophyta; Magnoliopsida; Brassicales; Brassicaceae. The record is from RefSeq and is a predicted model, not a curated record. Gene Ontology annotation, cellular component: nucleus. Gene Ontology annotation, molecular function: transcription corepressor activity.